Sorex araneus (European shrew) is the source of this 609-nucleotide messenger RNA. Its product is annotated as peptidyl-prolyl cis-trans isomerase FKBP1A-like. NCBI's taxonomy places the organism in Eukaryota, Metazoa, Chordata, Mammalia, Eulipotyphla, Soricidae. The record is from RefSeq and is a predicted model, not a curated record. Gene Ontology annotation, molecular function: peptidyl-prolyl cis-trans isomerase activity. The transcript has 3 exons. Bases 1 to 609 code for a protein of 202 amino acids.
AUGGAGGGUCUGGUCAAUGCCACACAGGCCUCGGCCACCGGGGAAACUCCAGAACAACGCUGGCCAAAGGAGGGUGGCAACGCAGUGACCCGCGGCAGAGAGAACUCGCACCACUACAACAGAAGCGUAACUCAGCACGUAUGCGGUCUGAAGUUCAACAUAUCGAAAGAACAUACCAGGGCUAGGCCGCGCGCCGGGGUGGACGCGCGCGCAGGGCGGGGCGUGAGCAGGGGUCGCGCGUUGGGCCGAGGCCGAGCAGUGGGACCCGGCUGGGUCCCUUCCGUGGGAGUGCAGGUGGAGACCCUCUCCCCCGGAGCCGGACGCACCUUCCCAAAGCGCGGGCAGGCCUGCGUGGUGCACUACACCGGGAUGCUUGAAGGUGGAAAGAAGUUCGAUUCCUCCCGGGACAGAAACAAGCCCGUUACGUGUAUGCGAGGCGAGCAGGGAGUGAUUGGAGGCUGGGGAGAAGGGGUCGCCCAGAGGAGCGUGGGCCAGAGAGCCAGACUGACCAUCUCUCCAGGCUACGCCUAUGGUGCCGCUGGACACCCGGGCAUCGUCCCACCCAGCGCCACUCCCGUCUUCGACGUGGAACUUCUAAAGCUGGAAUGA